AUGGGAAGAACGAAAGCUUUCAACAAAAAGAAAAUAAGAAGAAUGAAUGACUUCAUCAGCCAAUUGCCGGACGAAAUCCUGCACAACAUAAUUUCGCAUUUGUCGCUAAAUGAAGCGGCGGCAACAAGCAUCCUCUCCGCCAGAUGGAGACACCAAUGGAAAACCGUUGAUUAUCCGACUUUCGACAUUGAUCUUCCGCAUUUAAUCUCCAUAUCGACACGCAACAAAUCACUCGGAAAAUCAAGAAUCGUCAGUUUAGUAUCCGCAAUCUUGGAUCAAUAUCAAGGCUCCAUUAUACAAGAACUCAAGAUUCGGUUUCCUACUACCCAGGUGGUUAGUUUCUGGUCUUCCGAAGAUAUGAGCCCAUUCUUUUCUUGGAUUAACACAGCUUUUCAAAGAAGAGUUAGAAAUCUCGUGUUAGAUUUACAAGUAUUUGUUCUUAAUCCUAUUGAUUUAGAUUUGCUUCCUUCUAACUUCGUCUCUCUCGUCUCUCUUCGCCUUGUGGGCUUCAAAUAUUUACUAGGCGACGCUUUGAUCCACUGCUUUUUAUCGAGUUGUCGUUCUUUACAAGUAUUGUGCAUCGACCGAUUUGUUGGUUUGGAGAAUCUGAAGAUUUGCAGUUCAGAGCUUAAACGCCUUACUAUAAGCGAUUCGUAUGUCAACUUUCUUGAAAUUUCAGCACCGAGUCUCGUAUCUUUCGAGUUUAGACACAUUUCGGGGAUAACCGUGUGCUUUAAAGAUGCUCCGUCUCUGAAGCAGAUAUCAUUGGAGGGAUAUAACUCUUACGAGCAUCUUCUAAGUAAAAAUCUAAGUCCGAUUUUGGGUAUACUAUCUCAGCUUGACUCGCUUGCAUUAACCCAACGUUAUGACUCAAAUUCAACUCGUAGACGUCGUAUCAGAAAUUUUCCUGUCCUCAAAAAUCUCAAGCAAUUGCAGCUUUCGGAGUUUCGUCUCACAGAGUUUUAUUACAGGGAUUUGGCCUACACGCUUAUUCCAUUACUACAAGCUUCGCCAGAGUUGCUUAAAUUGUCACUCAUCAAUUUCCAAUACUCAUUUAAUCCGUUGAAAUCAGUGCUGAAACCCUUUCCUAUGUGUUCACAUCGUCAUCAAUGUCUUGAGGUGGUGGAAAUAGUCGGAUUUGGAGGUUCGGACCACGAGAUAGAACUUGUCAAGUUUUUAGCUGACUAUGCUGCUUCUUCAAUGAAGAAGAUAAUAGUGCAUGCUGCCAACUCAAAGAGGCUGCGUCAAUUGAAGCGUAGGCUACCUUCAACUGUGGUUGUGGAGUUGCAGAUAAUUUAG
Mercurialis annua (annual mercury) is the source of this 1299-nucleotide messenger RNA. Its product is annotated as putative F-box/LRR-repeat protein At5g02700. Lineage: Eukaryota; Viridiplantae; Streptophyta; Magnoliopsida; Malpighiales; Euphorbiaceae. The coding region runs from base 1 to 1299 and encodes 432 amino acids. The record is from RefSeq and is a predicted model, not a curated record. Gene Ontology annotation, molecular function: protein binding. The transcript has a single exon.